Molecule: messenger RNA, 1785 nt
Organism: Myzus persicae (green peach aphid)
Lineage: Eukaryota; Metazoa; Arthropoda; Insecta; Hemiptera; Aphididae
Exons: 3
Coding region: 113-1213 (366 amino acids)
Biological process (GO): regulation of transcription by RNA polymerase II
Cellular component (GO): transcription regulator complex; nucleus
Molecular function (GO): DNA binding
Source: RefSeq, a predicted model, not a curated record
UGCCUGUGCCGCCGCCGCCGAGAACCGAACGCGCUCCGUGACGCCGUGACGGCGCGGCGGCGGCAGCCCUUCGUCGCGGUCGCCGCGCCUCCACGGCCACCAGUUGUCAUCCAUGCCGUCGCCAGCGAGCACGCCGAGCGCGCAACGACGAAAACGCCGCCGCCGUGACUAUCAUCCACUACACCAACAACCAUACUACAAUCCUUACCCCGGCGCCGUCGUAUCGCUACCGGCAGACACCACUACCACGUCGCUGUCACCUGUGGCUCUAGCCACUGCAGCAGCCGUAGCUUCGAACGCCGCCACCACGGCAUCGUCCACGGCGUCCGUCGUGGCCGCCGCAAUGGCGAUCGCCAAUGAGACCAACAUCGAUCUGAUAAUGAUCAACAAGAUCAAGCAGCACCAAGUUUUGUACGACACGGACGAGGAUCAGUACAAGUACAUCGACAAGAGGGACAUGGCGUGGAAGGAAGUGGCAGAUGAGCUUGGCAUGCCGGUUAACGAUGUCAAAUUGCGCUGGAAACGUUUACGCGACAAUUUCCGAGUGUCCAUCAAACGCACCAAAGGAUUGAAUCUCAAACCCGGCCUACCGUUCGUCGAGGGCAAGCCCUGGAAGUAUCAAAAGGAAAUGGAAUUUCUCUUACCCUUUAUGCAAAUCGGAGGGUAUUCUCUGAAGAAAAUGCUGAACUUGGAACACUCACCCACCCAGGACUACGCGGUCGUGUACGACGACUGCAAGACGGACGGGUCCUCCAGCCCGUACAACAACAUGUCGUAUGACUACGACGAGAUGCCCGAGCCCCGCGUGGAGAUGAAGGAGAUGGCGGGCAACUACUCGAACGACGAGGGAGGCGUGGACGACGAGCUGCUGUACCCGGACGUGGAGAUCCUGAGCAAUGGAAAGCACGAACCCCUUCACCGGGUCGCCAAGCGGGUCAAGCGGUCGGCGGAAGCCGCGGCGGCGGCUGCAGCCAAGGAGGCCGACUCGUCCGCCCAGCUCAAGCUCAACCAACACCACAUGAACCACUAUUACCACAUACAACAGCAACAGCACACCCACGCCAAGGUGCACCCCGUCGACCUGUUCUUCUACAGCAUGGCCGAGACGACCAAGGGCCUACCUCAAGCGUACCAGGCGGAGAUCAAGCGCCGCGUCCUCGAGAUCGUCAUCAAGGCCGAAGAAGAGAUGAACAAAAAUAAAAACUACGAAUGAGUGUCGUACAAACGACAAUCCAUAUCCCCUCUCUUGCUCUCUCAUCUCUCUACGAAUAAGCCUUUUUUUGUUUUUGUACCAUUCUCCCUUUUUUAUACAUUAUAUUAUAUUAGCAUUUUUGAUGUCCCUCACCAAUUUUUGGUCGAGAUGUUGAUCGCUUGUCGUUCUCAUAUUUUACAAUCAAAUUGCUUAAUUUAUUAUUAUUAUUAUAUAAUUAUUUUUUUGUUUGGUAAAUUCCAAUGACUUAAGUGUUACAGUUAUCGAAUGGCCGUGAUACAAUUUCUGAAAUGUCCAACACCAAUUAUUAUUAAUACACAUCACUCAGAAUUAAGAGAUAAUUAUUUAUAUUAUUAUUUUUUGACCCGUGGAGACAAAUGACGGGUAUAUAUUAUAUUUAUUAUACUAAUUAGUGUAAAUGUAGGAAAGCACUCUGAAAGAAAGUUUUUGUAAUAUAAACAUUCCGAAUUUUGCCACCAAAAUGGCUUUGUGAUAAUAAUAAUGUGUUAAAUAUUUAGUACCUAUGACUAUAUUAUAAAAGUUAUGCAUUCCAUUGUAGUGUACUUAUACAGUGU